AUUAUUUCCUCGUUAGUGUGAUGACCGUGUGAUCCGUCAGUGAAUAAUCCUCACAAGUCCAGAUCUCACCCAAAAGGCCGAAGCCAUACGCUUCGAUUCCAUUUUUGUCCUGAGGAUUUUCAAAAAAUUCGCAGAUUGCUUUCGUUUUACCAAAAGCAUCGCGACUACCACUGUUCGAGGAACGAGUGAUCUUUCGACUACUGGGUGUGCAAAUUAGAGAGCAAAAUGGGCUCAUUUUUUCGGAGCGAAGAGAUGACCUUGUGUCAGCUCUUUCUGCAAAGCGAAGCAGCUUAUGCCUGCGUUUCCGAACUCGGGGAACUCGGUCUCGUGCAGUUUCGUGACUUGAAUCCCGACGUCAAUGCCUUCCAACGUAAAUUCGUCAACGAGGUUCGUCGAUGUGACGAGAUGGAGCGGAAGCUUCGGUACCUGGAAAAGGAAAUCAAGAAAGACGGGAUCCCGAUGCUGGACACGGGGGAGAACCCAGAGGCACCCCAACCUCGGGAGAUGAUCGACCUCGAGGCGACAUUCGAGAAAUUGGAAAACGAGCUGCGAGAGGUCAAUCAGAACGCCGAGGCUCUCAAGCGUAAUUUUUUAGAGUUGACUGAGUUGAAACAUAUUCUGAGAAAGACUCAGGUUUUCUUCGACGAGGCUGAGCAUGGAGGUGUCGUGUCGCAGAUGGCAGAUCCAAGCCGCGAGGAAGAGCAAGUCACUCUUUUGGGUGAAGAGGGCCUCCGCGCUGGCGGCCAGGCUCUCAAACUCGGCUUCGUUGCCGGCGUGAUUCUUCGCGAGCGAAUCCCAGCGUUCGAGCGCAUGUUAUGGCGCGCCUGCAGGGGCAACGUAUUCCUCCGACAGGCGGAGAUCGAGUCCGCCCUGGAGGACCCGUCGACCUCCGACCAGGUCUUCAAAUCCGUCUUCAUAAUCUUCUUCCAAGGGGACCAGCUGAAAACGCGAGUCAAAAAAAUCUGCGAGGGAUUUCGAGCGACUUUAUACCCAUGCCCUGAGGCCCCUGCUGACCGCCGGGAGAUGGCCAUGGGAGUGAUGACGAGGAUCGAAGAUCUUAACACAGUCCUGGGCCAGACUCAGGAUCACCGUCAUCGAGUCCUGGUGGCCGCCGCGAAGAACAUCAAGAACUGGUUCAUUAAAGUCCGAAAAAUCAAAGCGAUUUAUCACACCCUGAACCUCUUCAAUCUCGACGUGACCCAGAAGUGCCUGAUCGCCGAGUGCUGGGUGCCAGUCCUGGACAUCGAGGGCAUACAGCUUGCCCUGAGGAGGGGCACAGAGCGCAGCGGUAGCUCAGUUCCACCAAUUCUCAAUAGAAUGGAGACUUUCGAGGACCCACCGACGUACAACCGUACAAACAAAUUCACGAAGGGCUUCCAAGCCCUCAUCGACGCAUACGGGAUAGCCUCCUACAGGGAAAUGAACCCUGCCCCCUACACCAUCAUUACUUUUCCAUUCCUCUUCGCUGUCAUGUUCGGUGACACUGGACACGGUGCCAUCAUGUUUUUGUUCGCUGCCUGGAUGAUUUUCAAGGAGAAACCACUAGCUGCUCAAAAAUCAGACAACGAGAUCUGGAACAUCUUCUUCGGAGGGCGAUACAUUAUCUUCCUCAUGGGGAUGUUCUCCAUGUACACCGGCCUCAUCUACAACGAUGUAUUUUCCAAAUCCCUGAACAUAUUCGGAUCGUACUGGAAAGUCAAUCACACCUGGGCCGACAUACACAGCAUGCAGUGGAUCAUGCUGGACCCGAACUCGACGGCCUUUGCAGAGACACCUUAUCCCAUUGGUGUAGAUCCUGUCUGGCAACUCGCCCAGAACAAGAUUAUCUUUUUGAAUUCGUACAAGAUGAAGAUAUCCAUCAUCUUUGGUGUAGUACAUAUGUUGUUCGGUGUUCUAGUUGGGCUGUGGAAUCACAUGUAUUUCAAGAGGAGAAUGAACAUCAUCUGCGAGUUCAUCCCACAGGUGAUUUUCCUGGUGUUCCUCUUCAUGUACAUGUCACUGCUGAUGUUCAUCAAGUGGGUGAAAUACGGACCUACAAACGUCGAGGAACUCGGGCCUUUCUGCGCACCCUCUGUCCUCAUCACCUUCAUCAAUAUGGUUCUGUUCAAGAACGGGGAUCCACCUGCUGUCUGCAAGACUGAGUAUAUGUAUGCUGGCCAGGGUGGCUUCCAGAAAUUCCUACUCGUUAUUGCCCUUCUCUGCAUACCCUGGAUGCUACUCGCUAAACCUCUGAUGAUGAUGCAGGAGAGGAAGAGGCACCACUACCAGCUGAGUAAUCAUGGAACCGAGAAUGGGGAUGUCGAGGGGGGCGUUGGGGCUCUUCAGCAAAACCAGGGGCCUCAGCCCAAGGAGGAGGAGGAGGAGGAGAUGAGUGAGAUCUUCAUUCAUCAAGGAAUUCACACUAUCGAGUAUGUCCUUGGAUCUGUCUCUCAUACUGCGUCGUACUUGAGACUCUGGGCUCUCUCGCUUGCCCAUGCUCAAUUGAGUGAAGUCUUGUGGUCGAUGGUCAUGAGAAAUGGUCUAGCCCAGGAGAACUGGUACGGUGGAAUUAUGCUGUGGGCUGUCUUCGCCAUGUGGGCAGUUCUCACUGUUGGAAUCCUCGUCCUCAUGGAGGGGCUCUCUGCCUUCCUGCACACCCUUCGUCUCCACUGGGUGGAGUUCCAGAGUAAAUUCUAUUCUGGUCUGGGCUACGGUUUCACUCCGUUUUCAUUCGAGAUCAUCCUGGAAACUGCGCAGAAUACUGUUGAAGUAGACUAAUCACUCCAAUAAUAAGAGCACUUUAAUCCAAUGUUUAAUGGGUAGAAUUUUGUGACGAGUGUUUCGAAAUCACUAGUAUUGUUUCUUGAUUCUUCUCUUGAGGAAAUACUCUGGCUUUAGUAAUUUACCAUUGAAGUAUCAGCGAUUAAAAAAAAAACGUGAUUCUGUAACGAUGUAUCAACAUUAAAUCCCUUGAGAGCUGAUUUCUGUAGAUCUGAUGUUUCUUAUCGUGUUAAGUGAUGUAUUUAUGCAUGUGUUGGACAAAAAUUAAUGGCAACAUGUACAUUAUCGCGCUAAAUAAAUACUGAGAGCAAUA
This is a messenger RNA of Fopius arisanus, 3073 nucleotides long. RefSeq names its product V-type ATPase subunit a family protein Vha100-1 (gene Vha100-1). NCBI's taxonomy places the organism in Eukaryota, Metazoa, Arthropoda, Insecta, Hymenoptera, Braconidae. The transcript is spliced from 6 exons. The record is from RefSeq and is a predicted model, not a curated record. The coding region runs from base 226 to 2757 and encodes 843 amino acids. Gene Ontology annotation, biological process: vacuolar acidification; proton transmembrane transport. Gene Ontology annotation, molecular function: proton-transporting ATPase activity, rotational mechanism; ATPase binding. Gene Ontology annotation, cellular component: vacuolar proton-transporting V-type ATPase, V0 domain; plasma membrane; vacuolar proton-transporting V-type ATPase complex.